UAUUACAAAACAUCACUCUGUUUUGAGGUUUUUGGAGUUUUGAGUGGAAAACUGAAGUGAUUUACCGCGAAAAAUAACUGUAAUCGAAAAAAUGCUCCGUACAAGCAACGCGAGCACAAUCCUGUGCGAGGAACAAUCCAAAUUCAUUUUGGACCGGAUAAGCUCGGUGGAGAAACAUUUCAGUGAUCUUUGCGGGGCCUUUGCCGAAUUUACCCGGAAGGUGGCUCGGCUGCGGGAUCGUUCCGAUGACCUGGCCCACGUAACCAGCGAAUAUUCCGAAGCCGAAAAGUACAACAAAUCCCUGGCCAGCGGAUUGUCCAGCCUUUCCAAAGCCAUCACCUUGAUCGGUGAUUUCCAGGAUUUGGAAGUGAAGCGUCUGGAAAAUCGAAUCGUCUCGGAACUGUCCCAGUACGAAAUCGUUUGCAAACACUGCAAGGAGAGCGUCAAGGAGACCAUCAUGGUGCGGGACAAAGAGCUGGCCAAGCGUAAGCAACUCGAUCAAUCGAGGGUGCGCAACGCCCGGGGCAAGAAAACGGCCAAGGAUGCAGAGCUGAUGAAAACUAACCUCGAGGUGGCCAAAAGCCUUAAGGAGAUGGAGGAGAUUGUGGGUCGAUUCGAGAAACGCAAGCUGGAGAAUUUGAAAGGUUUACUGCUGGAUUUCGUUAUGAUCGAGUUGAAGUUCCACUCGAAUGCGGUGGAGGUCCUUUCGGCAACGUACCAGGAUAUCGCGGAUAUUGACGAAAAUCGGGAUUAUCAGGGCGUUCACAAAGAAUUGAAAAGACAAAAUAGGCAAUUCAAAAAAUAUCUCCAACAAGACGAGCUUUCCGAUCGGUACUUCCUGCAGCGUAUAAAAUCGCAAUCGAUGGGCGCGCUCAGUUCGAUGUUUGCAGCCGGAUCCGCUUCCCUGGGGCGUAAGAAUAAAAGCUUCAGCUCCACAUCGCUGAAUUCAUCUCAGGAACACACCGAUGAACAGCCACAAUCUGGGUCAGCCGUUUUGGCCGACGAACAUCUGAAAGAUCCUCAUCAACGUAGCACAGCCGUGGCCGGAAUACGUCGUAAUUCUCACAAUUUGCAACGGUCGACAGAAUCAUUGGACUCUGUAAAACGGGACCUUUUCGAGGAUUCGAAAACUAGCUCGGAUGAAGAAAGCGACAGUGAUGACGAAUCAGAAACGGAAUCAGAAGAGCAACGGAAAGACAGAGCCCAGCCAGCAGUGGCUCGAACCCAUCACACCGGUCUGGUGAAACAAGUCAUGAAAAAUCCACGCGGCAACCUCACAAGCACUCCUUCCCAUUCAAGUCCCAGGACAACGUACUUUGUUAAGUCGAUAAAUGGUAUUUUUCGGAAUAUCAAGGUAUAGGCAAGCAAACUUCCACUAGCGGAUUGAGAGAAAAGAAAAAGAAAAUUCAUUCAACUACAUAUCAGUUAUUUUGGUGUGCUAUCAUUAAUUUUAUUUGUUUUUCAUUUGGUUUCCUGCCACUGUUUCAUUCAGUUUUGUGGUUGUGUUAGCGAUCGAUUUGUGGGUGAGUUUGUGGUUUAGAAAGAAUGUGAAUGAUAGGGUAUUUUAUCGAUAAUUCUUACUGUACUAGGUAGUUUUUAGUUCUCCCAACCAAAAAUCGGGUUUCCUAUGAAAUUGUCCCGCCAAUAGUGGUUUGCCUCAUCGUUUGAAUUGCUUCCGAAUAAAAGUAAAAGGAAAGGUGUGUGGUUGGGGGAAAACUAGGUUCUCCCUUGUUGGCGAAAGCAAAUUGUUCGUCCCUAAAAUAAUAAAUCUUAUGCACCCCAGAAAGAAAAUAAAAUAUGCUAAACGAAAUUUUAUGUUCCCGCACAUCCUGCCCUCACGUACACAAUAUGUAAACAAAACAAAAUGCAAUCAGUUAACGACCGAAUGGCGAAUCCAAUGAGUUGUGCCUAACUAAUAAAAUAGGUAAAAUUUACAGCAAUUCUCUCUGAUUCGUAUAAACGCAAGAACAUUGAUUACUUCGGUUUUUACUUUUCGCCCCCUUCGACGCCCGCCUGCUGCAUCAGAUCGGCGAUGCUCUUCUCCAGAUCGUCUAUUCUGUUGCCCAUGUCAUCGAUACGGGAUAUGAUCUGGUCCGACAUCGUUUGGAACUUGUCCUGGACGCUCUGCAUCAGACUCUGGACCUGCAACGACGGAGAGAACGGAUUCAGUUGCAUUGGGGUGAUGGCGGGAGUUGAGAAAGUGCGAAUACAAUAACUGUGAUAUGUACCUUUCGUUAAAUAUAGGCCGGCCUCGAUUCUGCGUUCACCUAAUUUUUUUCGGAACGGAUAAUCGAGUCCUGACUUUCACAUUUAAUAUUUUCCUUAGUUUAUUUAUGUAUCACACAAAUUUGUAACCAUGUGAAAGUUACUGUUCAAGAUUACUAAGAUUCGUCGCGGUAACGUUAAAUGUCGAGGAAGUGCUAGUGAUUCAGUGGAGAGUGAAACGGACCAGCCUUUAGACCUCAGAUAUCCCGGACGCAGCCCAGCAGCAUAAAACUGACAGGCAGGGGCUAGCAUGCAACAGAGGGCAGCAUGAGCGUGCUAUAAUGGAGCAGGGCCGCAGUAAGGAUGAAAGGAUCACGGAGCAAGAGGCAAGAGAAAGGGUCAGCAACGAAGGGAGGGGCGGUCAUCGGUCGGGUAUGAGCGGCAUUGUGCUGGUCCAAAAUGGCCAUUUCAUGGU
Messenger RNA from Uranotaenia lowii, 2680 nucleotides. RefSeq names its product CBY1-interacting BAR domain-containing protein 1-A (gene Fam92). Gene Ontology annotation, biological process: cilium assembly. The transcript is spliced from 5 exons. Lineage: Eukaryota; Metazoa; Arthropoda; Insecta; Diptera; Culicidae. Gene Ontology annotation, cellular component: ciliary transition zone; ciliary basal body. Bases 92 to 1360 code for a protein of 422 amino acids. The record is from RefSeq and is a predicted model, not a curated record.